Molecule: messenger RNA, 1674 nt
Organism: Lathyrus sativus (Indian pea)
Lineage: Eukaryota; Viridiplantae; Streptophyta; Magnoliopsida; Fabales; Fabaceae
Source: the annotation of a GenBank genome assembly
AUGAACAACAUGCUACUCAAAUCUCCAUCUCUAACCCUACAUCAUCACUCCACCAUUCCUAUUCAAAGACCCUUUUACCCUUCCACCAUUCUUCCACUACCAUCAAAACUCACAAAUCCCUUCCAUGCUUCAAACAUCUCUUUACCUAUGAAAUGUUCCAACUCUUCCAUGAAUUCCACCAACAUGCAACCACCCAAAACCAUUGAAUUUGAACCCGACCCAUCACUCACAAACGAAGAUCUAAAACCAACAACACCAACCCAAAGAAUAUUUUCAGGACUCGAAAUAGCUUCCCUUUGGGUAGGACUAGUUGUUGGUGUCCCAUCUUAUUACCUAGCUGGUUCCUUAGUCGAUCUAGGCAUGUCAUGGUGGCAAGGUAUCUCCACAGUUGUUCUUGCCAACAUCAUCCUUUUGUUCCCUCUCAUCUUAACUGGCCAUGCAGGUACGAAAUAUGGCAUAUCAUUCCCAGUUCUAGCUAGAUCCUCCUUCGGUAUCCAUGGUGCUCACAUUCCAACUCUUCUUAGAGCUUUAAUCGGUUGCGGUUGGUAUGGAAUCGAAUCAUGGAUUGGUGGUGAAGCAAUCUUCAUUCUACUACCAAACUCCUUAAAAAAAAUCACUUUUUUAUCAAAUAAUCUACCUUGGCUUGGUACUUCACCUCUUGAAUUUUCUUGCUUUAUGGUCUUUUGGGUGGCCCAAUUGGCUAUAGUUUGGAGGGGUGUUGAUGGAAUUAGACAGCUUGAGAAAUUUUCAGCUCCAAUUCUCAUUUUUCUCACUUCAUGUCUUUUAGUUUGGUCUUAUGUUAAAGCUGGUGGAUUUAAUCACUUAUUUUCUUUAUCUUCUAGACUCACAAAUUCAGAGUUUUUCUCAAUUUUUUUUCCUUCACUUACUGCUAAUAUAAGUUUCUGGGCUACUGUGGCACUUAACAUACCUGAUUUUACUAGAUAUGCAAAAUCUCAAAAAGAUCAAGUUAUUGGUCAAAUUGGGCUACCAAUUUUCAUGGGCUUGUUCACAUUUGUUGGUGUAGUGGUUACUUCAUCAACAAAAGUGAUUUUUGGAGAAGUGAUUUCAAGUCCAAUUCAGCUUCUUGGUAGAAUUGGUGGCUUUUCAACUAGUGUACUUGCAAUAGUUGGUAUAAGUCUUGCAACAAUCACAACCAACAUUGCUGCUAAUGUUGUUGCACCAGCAAAUGCUCUUGUUAAUCUCAACCCUUCAUGGUUCACUUUUAGAAAAGGUGCUUUUUUAACUGCAAUGCUUGGAAUUGCUUUUCAGCCUUGGAGACUUUUGAAGUCAAGUGAGAGUUUUGUUUAUACUUGGUUGGUUGGUUAUUCUGCCUUGAUGGGUCCUAUUGGAGGGAUUGUUUUGGUUGAUUAUUAUGUUGUGAAGAAAAUGAAGUUGAGGAUAAGUGAUUUAUACACAAGAAGUGCUUUUGGGAAGUACUAUUAUUAUAAGGGGUUUAAUGUGGAUGCAAUUGUGGCCUUAGUUGUUGGAAUUUUACCUGUUGUUCCUGGCUUUUUGCAGAAAGUUGGAGUUGUGAGUUCAAUUCAUGAUGGUUUUGUUGUGGUUUAUAACAAUGCUUGGUUUAUUAGUUUCUUUUUAGGAGGGUUUUUGUAUUGGGUUUUGUUGAGUUUGAGAAGAAAACUAGGUGAAUCUGAUGCUAUAGAAAGUUGUUUAUAG